AUGUUUCGAAUUUGUGUUACGUUCAUCACGUAUUCAAAAAAAAAUCCAAAAGAGCAGAAUUCUGGUGCCGCCGGUGCUGUCGAGUUGGCUCAGCUGCCAGCCGACGAUGCCUGCAAAAUGAUUGAUGUUUCAUUUCAAGCUUGUGUCGACCGCUCAACCGACAAUAAAAUGGAAGAUGAUUGGGCACAGAACAAUAGCGUUUUACACAAAGACUGUUUUAUCUCAUCGGCAGCGGCGAGCAGCGACAACGACAUGGCCCUACAUCUAGCCACAUUUGAUCCGAAUGAUGCGUUCGAUUGCGAGUCGAUUCAAAUCAAAAUGGAGCCCUCUGACGAAACAUCCGAUUAUCAUGGAUCGUCGUCGGGCAGCCCGUCGUCGUCGCUGUCGUCGCCGAACAACUUCAAAGAUGAGCCGCUUGGGCUGGACAUUAACUUUUGCGGUGGCGCAUUCACUAAUACUAACUUCAGUCCGGCGCCUGGAUCAUCACACAGUCCCGUAUUUGGUAUAAUGAAUGGCGGACAGGUAUCGCAACAGCAUUCGCCGCUGCCGCCGGUGGCUCACUUCUCGCACACGCAUCUCAACCAUCAGAUGACAAUGCAUCACGGAAAUCCGGCACCGCCGCAAUACAUUGGCCCUGGGCACCAUCAUCAGCAGCAGGCCAAUCAGCAGCAACAGCAGAACGGCAUGAUCUUCAAUGAUUCGUUGUUUUAUGAAGGAAUUGUUAUGAACAUCCCCUCAACGGCGAAUAUCAUUGUAAAAGAGGAGAUCAAAGAGGAGCUUCUCGACGAUGACGGCGAAUUCAAAACGGCGCUGUUGUCGUCGGCGAUAGCGACGUCGUCGCGCGAAGAAUCGGAAGACGACGAGCAUGAGAUGUCGAUGGGAGGCGUCGAUUUUCUUAGUACGGCGUUGCAAUUAAAUGCAAGAAAAAGUGGAAUUGGUCUCGCCGCGGCGCAACAACAAUUGAAAUCGCGCACGAAAAUGCAUGAAAUGGCAGUGAGGCAGAAGCUCAUCACUGACCAGGUCAGUGGAUGGAAUAAUCUCAAUGGCAACGGCGAUGUUCAAUUGUCGGCGGAAGAGCGCCGAACGUUGAUACAGGAAGGCUACGAGAUUCCGAGCCGAUUGCCCCUGACGAAGAGCGAGGAGGAGGCGUUGAAGAUUGUGAGACGGAAGAUCAAGAACAAGCUUUCCGCGCAAGAGUCGAGAAGAAAACGGAAGGAGUACCUUGAUGCGCUUGAAGUUCGGCUGCAAGGGUGUGUGCAGGAGAAUGGAUUCUUAAAGAGUCGUCUUCGAGCCUUGGAGCAAGAAAACCAUGAGCUGAAAAUGCGGCUGCACCAGUACGAAGAAGGCAGUAAUGGUGGUCAGGCUCAGCAGCCGAAUGGGAGCAACUGA
Messenger RNA from Caenorhabditis bovis, 1389 nucleotides. Lineage: Eukaryota; Metazoa; Nematoda; Chromadorea; Rhabditida; Rhabditidae. The record is from the annotation of a GenBank genome assembly.